Molecule: messenger RNA, 1283 nt
Organism: Dermacentor andersoni
Lineage: Eukaryota; Metazoa; Arthropoda; Arachnida; Ixodida; Ixodidae
Source: RefSeq, a predicted model, not a curated record
CUUUUCUACUGUUUUGGCCAUGCUAGUGGUCAGAGCCUCCUGUAUAUUGCUUUGUUCAGACGUGGCUUUCACUGGAACUGCUUUAAUACAGAUGCAGAAAUGCAAGUAGUCAGAGACUCGGAGCGCUGUCUAAUCCUUUAUUUUCUUCGUUGGCUACGAGGCCAAAAGUGGCGUCGAGGUCACUUUCUUGCAUAUAUAUAUUAUGUUAUAUAUCCGGCAUAUUGGUCAAUCAUGCGGUCACAGCUAGUGCAUCACAGGGGGUCUCGCUUUUUCAGAUACAAAAAUGCAUCAAUUCAGUGGCCACCGGUGGCGCAAAAAAAAAAAAAGAAAGCUAGCAGCCACGCGUUCUGAGUAACGUAUUUCAAUCGCUUAGCGCUGUACGCCUUGGCUGAAGGGGAUAGCCGAGGGCCGCGAAAGAAGACGGCAUCUAUUCAGCGUACGAUUGUAGUUUUUAAUAUAGCGUCGGACAUCGGCGCCUCACAAUUUUCUUGAUACGAGCUACGAAGUGCCGACUGCAAACGCGUCGGCGAACUGCACGCUGCAUCGCACGAUAGAUGAUGACGAUAGCAGGAAAGACCGCCAUGAAACAAAGACGCAGAUGGCGACGAUAACCCGUAGGCGCGGCAACUGUGCUCCGUGGUUCGGUCCGGUCGCCUAGGAAACGGCCGCGCAUGCGCAACGCCGCGCGACAGCGGCAGAACGCCGUCGGGGCCCGGCAGCGGACGACGUGGAUGCAAGUGCGGGCUCCUACCUUUGUGUUUGCCGCGAGACACCAGCGCCACUCCUCCUCCUGGCGGAGAGCCGCGUCGCCGUCUAUCAGCACGCUUGCACAAAACCGCCGACAGCCGUCCGCAGAAUCAAGUGCAGGAAGCUGUGCUGCUUGUGGCAUCGCGCAAACUGGAACCAUGUUCCGUGUCGUCGCCACCAGGUGUCCUCCUCACCAGUUCACCCAGAAUUCCUGCCUGGGCGUGGUGACGGAACCAGAGUCCACGACGGCCCCGCAAUGUGGCACUUCAGCUGAGCCAGGAUGCAAACAGCUAUACUCCAUUGGCCAGCGUCGACUCUACAUCUGAAGUGGUCACGUGAUACUCGUACGUGGGAGGUGCUGACAAGAUCAAGCAACAGCGCACCCAAGCAAGCCCUGUCCUGCCCCCGAGGAGCACCAAUGUUCACGCAGGACUUACAACAGUUCGCGCCGUGACUUUCUAUAGAGCGGCCAUAACCGGCGGAAUUAUUCGGAAUGCACUCAUGGACAUUUAAUAAAGGAAUGAAACAAAGCUUUC